AUGCCUGAAGACAAAAAGAAUCAAAUCAGCCUUACCAAGUUCAUUGCAAAUCCAAAGCCAUUUUAUGGUAACAAACAAGGUAAAAAGCCUACCACUUGGCUUAAGAGUGUAGACUGUGUCUGUAAAGCAGUCAAUAUGUCAGACAAAGAUGCUUUUGUGGUUGCUACCUCUUACCUUUAUGGACUAGCCAAAGUUUGGUGGAACAGCAUCGAAGACCAAACGCAUAUAUGGAAGGAAUUUACUGAUGCCUUUAUGAAUCAGUUUGCUUCUUUUGAAAGAUCAAGCGUUGGUUCCAAAUCUGGUUGCAGUACCAUUAGCAAGGCCUUGACUCUCCGUGAUUUAGUCAAAAAAUUCCAUACUCUAAAGGUUCAUAUAAUUGAACAACCCAAAUCCAAGUCUGUUUUUCUGCCAUCGACUAAUAAACCCCAUGGAAAAUGCUGGACAUGUAGUUCAGAAGAUUAUAUGUCUCCCCAGUAUCCACAACAACCAGCAGUAAAAGAGAGUACUGCUGAUUCUCAAAAUUUAAUUCCUCAUACUCAAUUAAGACCAAGUCCUGUAAAUCUUGUGGAGGCCGUUCAAGUUUUUAAUGCAGAGAAGAGAUCAUUAUCUGAAAAACCAGGGAAAAGAGAACAUAAACGCACCAAAGAAGAACCUGAGUUUCCAGAACAAUCGAUUUUCCAGGUACCAAUAGAAGACAUCCAACAAGUUGGUAACAGUUUGGGCGUAGUCAUAAAGAAAAUCAAAUACAAAUCCAGUGAUCACAAUAUUUGCGAUGGAUUAAGAUAUCUGUAUGCACGUAAAACCAAGAAACCAGAAGUCGUUGUAAAUUGGGUACAUGCCAUUUUGGGGACUGCAGAAGCCAAUGAAGACUCUUUGGACAACUCUUUUGGUUCAGGCAAAUCAGACUUUUCUAAUGUAGGGGAAUACAAUAGUGAUGAUACCACCUAUAGCUAUCCAUAUGACUACAGAAAGAUGCGAGCGAGUAACACUGUAAAAAAAUGUCCAAUUCCCAUACGUGAUGGGAUCGCUGUAUCAUCAGUCAAUGAUACAGCAGCUAUUGCCUAUUCCGGCCUUUCCCUUCUCAUUGACGGUGAUUCGGAAAUAACUUGUGUGAGCCCUGCUCAGGAAGAGCAUGUCACUAUCUCUGUCACUACCCCUGGCUCAAGUGAAAUAGGUGGUGAUCGUGGCCGUGGUGGCUAUGGUAGUCCCGGUGGUCAUGGUGGUCGUGGUGGCAGUGUUGUUGACUGA
Molecule: messenger RNA, 1248 nt
Organism: Phycomyces blakesleeanus NRRL 1555(-)
Lineage: Eukaryota; Fungi; Mucoromycota; Mucoromycetes; Mucorales; Phycomycetaceae
Exons: 5
Coding region: 1-1248 (415 amino acids)
Source: RefSeq, a predicted model, not a curated record